CUGUCAAUUCUGCCAACACUUGCUUAAUUAAUGGAACCUGGAAAUGAGCCAAGCAAUUUUUACAUAACACUCUUCAGCAUUUAUUCUUCAUAGCAGAGCUCAUAAGCAUGCACACACCCCAAUUAAUUAGGGACCUGGGAGUAGUGAAGCAAGUAAAAAUGCAACUAGAGCAGCAGUGGAAAAAGCUUGAGUUUCAUUGAGGACAAAUGAGAUAUCAUAUUUGGGGGUGAUGAUUGGCAACAAAAACAGUCCUAAUUAUAUGCCACUGUUGCAUCUCUGCAAUAUCAUUGAGAGAGCUAUGCUUUUGAGUGAAAGGAGGAUAAAUUGCCUAUCAAACAAGACUGGGGGAUAUCUCAAAGAUGCCCAUGACUUGUGUGCAAAGUAUAUUACGUGGAUAAAGAUCAGUAUGUGAUAAUCUGUUGGUAAACAGACCAUAGUGUUCAGAAAUUUAAGAUUAGAACAGGAAUUACAAAUGCCCAGUAUGUAAAUGUAAAUGUCAGGAAUGAUUUAAAAUGGGUCUCUUUAACUUUUAGCUUUUCUAUGACAGAAAUGUAUAGUAUAUUAUGUUUUAAGUUCCUAUCAAUUUUUUUGAAUCAGUUUUGAAAUCUCACAUUUUUAUUUUUUCAAAACUUUUUUAGGCACAAGUUCCCACAAACAGUAAAGCCAAAUUUCCUACAUAAAUCCCAGGGGAUAAUUUUAAUGCAUAUCAUGGAACAGAGUGUAUUCACUCUGUUCAAUGGUUUUAUUACAGCCACUAAUGAGAUUAUCUCCUAGUUUAUUUUAUAUCACUGGCCUUUUUGGCUUUGUUGGCAUUUCUUUGCAGGAUUUGUUCUUGAACUGCUAUGAUCGUUCCUGCAGUUUCUUUUUUAAUAUAUUCCAGAUUUCAACCAGAGUCAUAUUGUACUAGCACUAUUUCUGGAUAUGUAUAAUCUGUGAAUGUCACUUCUUUGGUAAAUAGCAUGAUGUACAGUAAUUAGUUUUCCUGUUUUCCUACCCAGUUUGUUCAAUCCAGGUUGGGGACAGUCAAUUAUCCCUGCUGUUUAGCUAAUUACAUGGACUGACCGAGUAUUUCUUGCUUUACUAAUGUUUCCAUAAUGUAAUUCAAAACAUUUUUUACUCAUUUGACAUAAUUUGAACUCAUUAUCUUUUUAACUAAAUCAAAGACUUCUAUUAAUCCUAAAUUCAAUUAUUAUUUCAUUUUUUGAAAAGUUUUAUAUAGAAAUCCACCAAACAUUGUUGCCAAAUUAUAAUCAUAUGACCUAAUAUAAGUGAAAUCAAAAUUAAUUUUUCUAUUGAUUCUGCCCACUUGUUUCUCCUAGAGUAGGGCUGUCAAACUCGCAGGCCGUGGACUGGAUGCAUCACCCGCUGGCCACGCCCACACCCAGUUUAGCAAAGUGGGGAAAAAGCCAUGAUACGUCACGUAAUUCUGCCAUGGCGCCACGAGUUUGACACCCCUGUCUUCAAGCCUCUACUUUUUGGAAUGUAACCCAUAGAACUCAUGUUAAAGAUCAAAGAUACCUCUCAGUCUUUUCUUGGGUGCCUGCCACAUUUGAUCCUCUCACCAUUCAAAAAACCAACCAACCCCCAGUUCCUUUCAAAUUUGAGAACCAGAAACUUGGACACAUAUUCAGCCCCUUGUUGUUGGACUUGCAAAUACCAGGCAAACCCCAGGAUUCCAUUAUGAUAUCAUCACAGGUGAUUUAGGUAGUGCAUGAGGUCACAUGGGGCAGAGGAAAUGUGGGUCAUGCCUCUUCUAGGCAAAUAUAUUUCUUCUGAGCUAACACGGUGAUAUUUGUAGGAAGUUCUUUGUUCAGCAUUCAAUUUAAACGUGGAGGACCCCUUUAAAAAGAGGGCAAGAUGCAGCUGCUUGUACUUCUGUUUCUGGUCUCCUCAAUGACUGUCUCUUAUACAAGUAGGUGGAAUCCCUUUUUAAUGUGUUUAUUCCAUAUAUCCCAGAAGAAAAACCAUAAUUUUGGAGCUGUCCACGUCAUACUGUAUUAUCACAGAGGACUGGCUAAGACAUACAGUUCCAAUGAGCUUACACUUAACUUUCUCACAUUUGGGAAAUGGGCACAAAUUUAGAGGAAUGAAUUCCACUUUUUUAAAAACAGAAUUAAGAAUAUUGCCUGCCGUACCGAUUUCUUCAUGUGGCCUGAGUUCCAAAUUCAGAGCCACUUCCUGGACAGUACCAAGAAUCAAAGAAGGAACCACAGCAAGGACAUCUGAAGCCCUACCCUGGCAGGUCAGCAUUCGGACCAAAGACAAGGUUAUUUGCAGAGGAGCAAUUCUGAGCAGCUGGUGGAUCCUGUCUGCAGCUCACUGCUUCAAGGAGGACCUUUCUUUAGAUCUCCCCAUAGUGGUCAUCUUGCAUGGGAAACCUUCGGAGAAAAAGAAGUUGGACAUGGUGAUCAUCCAUGAAGACUUCAACAGUACCAGUCUGAGAAACAACAUUGCUUUGAUCUUAUUGGAUUCUCCCAUCAACUUCAGUGAAAAAACGACACCAAUUUGCUUGCCCUUGUUGCAGGACCUCAGCAUAUGGCAAGACUGCUGGGUUGCCACAUGGAAGACUAUAAUGGCUGAUAAUGCUGAGAAAUUAACCCACAUAUUAAUGAAGGUAGAAGUAACUCUAAUUGACAGAGACGUAUGUUCCAAGGAGAUCCAAGGGUUAAUCGGGAAUGUCUUCUGUGCUGUUUCUAAGGAAAACAUGGAGGAGAACUGCGAGGUGGACAGUGGGAGUCCCCUGUUCUGUGAUUCUGGAAGCAACAUGAAAUGGUUUGUGGUUGGCAUAGCAAGCUGGGGAGGUAACUGUGACCCAGAGGCAAGCCCCAUGGUCUACACUGCAGUCUUCAGCUACCUUGACUGGAUACAAAAGGCCACCGCACAAGAAGGAAAGCCCUUUAUUCCUGAAGGAGCAGAUGACAUUGGACCUUACAGUCAAGUCUUUAUCCCAGAUUCUGCUUCCGGUUCUCCCCUCCUUUCAAUGACCUGCGCAAUUGCUCCAGUUUUGCUACUGAUGGAUCCAGUUUACUGAACUGAACAACUCCUUUUUAUUGUAAAAUUCUGAUAUUGUAUAUUGAUCUGCCCCCAAUCCAGCACCAUCCUAAUUUCUGUUCUGCCAGAAGGAUGAUCGGAGCCUGUUUAUCUGAUAUUUUUGGAAAGCAAAUAUUGGAAAAGGUUGCUGGAAGCAGCUAUAACUCUCAGCAGAGGCUCCUCAGACUAUUAUACAUGUAUAAUAAAUAGUUUUUUAAAAAAGAAUUAAAGCUUUUUGUACUGAAGUAAGAACACUUCCUGCACAAUUCCAAGCACUAUCUUUAAUUAUCUAUUAAAAGGGACCUGGGUGUGUAUUUUGUGCAAGAUAGGGAGACAUCCUGUGGCCACACUGGAUAUUGCAAGACACUAAAGAUCUCAAGGAAUAUUUACCGGUACCUGUAUAAAAAACGUUUGCGGUGACAAUUUAGGGUGAUCCUACAUCUGCUUUUCCUUCUGGGAAGCCUUCCAGAAUUUAUUAUGCUUGGUCUUCUUUCAUAAUAGCACUGUCAUGAUUGGUAAUUUAGACUCAAGACUCAAUCUUGAUCUGUUGGUAUUGUAGCAUCAUAGAUAUGGCCCCAAGAUAUUUGGCUAUUAUAAAUGUUGAUCAUUGUAUGAAAUUGUACUUUGGGAAGAGUUCUGGGCUGAAAAAGCUGCCCUGCAACGACUGUCGAUUUCCGAGGAGGGUGAGGGUGAUAUGGAUUCCUAGUCCCAAGAUAUUGCAGUCUCCAUUAAAAUCUGCCUUAAAUCAAAAGGAAAGUCAGUUUCCUUAAAUGACUCUCUGCAGGUAAAACCAAUAGCCAGGCUUAUGCAAAAGCCUGUUAUCCCAGGGACUGCCUGCAGGUAGUUGUUAGGCCUCCAGAAAACACUUUCAAAUGAGACUCCCUCCCACUACUUCCCACAACUCCCGCUGUGUUUGUUGCUGAUUGGAUUUGUACGGAAGAGAUAUUUGCAGCCCUGUUACAAACUAUAGGAAUGUUGGUUUUUAGCUUAGGACAGAUUUUCCCCCAAUCUUGGCAGCUUGAAGAUAUGUAGACUUCAACUCCCAUAAUUACGAAGCCAGCUUUAUUUAUUUAUAACAUUUAUUGGCCGCCCAUUCACCAUAGGGUAACUCUGGGUCGUUCACAGUCAUAAAAAUCUAAUCUAAUCAUAUAAAUCAAAACAGAAAUAAAUAAAAGCUAAACAUUAAAAUCUAAGGAUAGGUGGGGAGGGCGGGGAUGGAGUAGUAGGGAAGUGGGAUCUGUUGUUACUCAAUCAACCACCUCCAGUGUGCUGUUCCCCCAUUGGGACCCCAAGCCAACUGGCAGAGUCAUGUCUUCAGGCCCUUACAAAAGGUGGCACAAGUGAGGCAGGCUAAUUCCAGUGGGGUGAGACAGUAACCUGGACCCAUGCCAUAAAGGGCUUUAAAGGUGAUCACCAACACCUUGAAUUACAUCUGGACGUAGGCCAGCAACCAAUGCAGCUCACAGAGCAGUGGUAUUACAGGGGCCAUUGUUGUCCCCCCCCCCAAACUGCUUGCACUGCUGCACUCUGCACCAGCUGUAGCUUCUGAAUGCUCUUCUAACGCAUUAUAAUAGUCCAACUGUGAGAUGACUAGAGACUGAAUGACCGGGUACAGGGAAUCCUGAUCCAGGAAUGGCCAUGACUGGUGCACCACACAAAGUUGUGCAAAGGCUCUCCUAGCCACAACUGCCACCUAUUCCUCAAAUAGGAGUCACGAGUCCAGGAGAACCCCUAAGUUGUGAACCGGUUCUUUCUGGGGCAGUGUCAUCUCAUCCAGAGUCAAAGAUGACAGAGUCCUAGAUCCUGGAACCCCAUGUAGCCAAAGCCAUUCGGUCUUACCAGGGUUCAGUUCAAGCCUGCUGUCCCCCAUCCAGGCCUCCAUACCUCCAGGUACCAUGAGAGGGCAUCAUCACUUGGGUCACCACCAGUGGUGGGUUUCAAAAUUUUUUACUACCGGUUCUGUGGGAGUGGCUUGGUGGGUAUGGUUUGGGUGGCAGGGGAAGAAUACUGUAAAAUCUCCAUUCCCACCCAACUCCAGGGGAAGGAUACUGCAAAAUCCCCAUUUCCUCCUGAUCAGCUGGGACUCGGGAAGCAG
This is a messenger RNA of Pantherophis guttatus, 5125 nucleotides long. RefSeq names its product serine protease 55. The record is from RefSeq and is a predicted model, not a curated record. Lineage: Eukaryota; Metazoa; Chordata; Lepidosauria; Squamata; Colubridae. Gene Ontology annotation, molecular function: serine-type endopeptidase activity. Gene Ontology annotation, biological process: proteolysis.